Molecule: messenger RNA, 1608 nt
Organism: Vigna umbellata (rice bean)
Lineage: Eukaryota; Viridiplantae; Streptophyta; Magnoliopsida; Fabales; Fabaceae
Source: RefSeq, a predicted model, not a curated record
AUGGAUCAAGACCCAGCUGCGUUUAUACAGGAGAUGAGGAGAAGAAUGGAGGCUAUGCAGGCGAAAAUAGAAACUUUGAGGGCUGAGCGUGAUGCGGCUAGAGGGGCGCAAGCUAAUCGUCCUGCGCGCGCCUUGUCACCAGUGGUGGAGAUGUCGGAAACUGAUCCGAAUUCAGAAGAUGGUACGGACCCGAUGACUAGAAGUUAUGAUCAAGAGAGGGAGCAGAGUGAGGUCGAGUCGCAUCGGGCUGCUAACCGUCCGGCCACGGCUGGUCGGGUUAGAGCAUUGCAUCCGUUCACGGCCACAAUCAUGGCGGAACAGAUUCCGGACCGAAUGUUCCCAACCUUGGACAAAUAUGAUGGCUCGGGUGAUCCGGAAGAGCAUUUGAGGUCUUUUGUGGACGCGAUGACCGUUUAUUCGCCCAGGGAGAAUGUAUGGUGUAGGGUUUUUUCUUUGUCAAUAAAAGGAGAAGCCUUAGCUUGGUUCCACUCACUGAGACCUCGAACCAUCAAUAGUUUUGCUACUCUAAGGGAUAUGUUCGAACGACAGUUUUCGGCAGAACGAGCGCGAAAUCUGACGUAUCUAGAGUUAACUAAUAUAAAGCAGGAGAAAGGAGAAAGUCUUAGGGCUUUCAUGGACAGAUUCAACCGAACCGCUCGACAAGUAAAGGGGGUAGGCAAGAAAUUUACCAUUAGCACUCUGGCAACCGCGCUGAGGCCUUCCCAAUUUGCUGACAACCUGUUCGCGGAGCCUCCAUUAACUCUAGAUGAGUUACAAGAGAGGGCUGCUAGGUUCAUAAGGAUAGAAGAGAUGAGGGCGGUACAGCGAAGGCAGCAAGAGCAAGGGACGAGCGCGGGGCAGGAGAAGAAAGAAGGCAAGAAGCCGUUCGUCCCAAGCGAACGGCCAAAAGGUCAAAAAUUUAGAGAUGGCCCGAAGGGGGGUAGGUAUGAGCGAUACACCCCGCUGAACGCACCGAGAGCGAGGGUGCUUGAGGAAGCCCUAAGUGCGGAUCUGUUGAAGGUGAGACCUUCCAAGUCAUCACCAAAGGCAGAUGGAACUAAACACUGCACAUAUCACUUGAACAUAGGACAUAGCACCGAGGAGUGCACGGUGUUGAAAGAUAAGGUGGAGGAAUUGAUCCGAGCGGGUCAUUUAAGGAGAUUUGUGAAGGAAGAGAGAGGGACAAGAAGUUCACCCAGGAGGACUCGGGUGGAAAGAAAUGAUAGAAGAGAGGACCGGCGUCCCGACCGCAGGAGGAGUAAAAGCCGCAGCCAUGACCGAUCGCUGCGAGGGACAAUAAACACCAUCUCGGGUGGAUUUGUGGGGGGGGCGUCCGCUUCCGCGAGGAAGAGAAACUUGCGGGAGCUUAAGAGCGUUCAUAGGGUGCAGGUGAGAAAGCGACACAUGCCGCCAAUCACAUUCACAGAUGAAGAUUUUCAUGCUCCCGAUCCAGAUGAAGAUGACCCGAUGGUGAUAACGGCAGUUAUUGCCAGGUAUAGCGUGGGAAAGGUGUUAGUGGAUCAAGGCAGUUCUGUCAACAUCUUGUACUUGAAAACAUUCCAGCAGAUGGACAUAUCAGAGGACCUGAUCGCCCCAUACAACGAAUAG